Messenger RNA from Physeter macrocephalus (sperm whale), 5470 nucleotides. RefSeq names its product gem nuclear organelle associated protein 2 (gene GEMIN2). Gene Ontology annotation, biological process: spliceosomal snRNP assembly; spliceosomal complex assembly. The transcript has 10 exons. The record is from RefSeq and is a predicted model, not a curated record. The coding region runs from base 9 to 851 and encodes 280 amino acids. NCBI's taxonomy places the organism in Eukaryota, Metazoa, Chordata, Mammalia, Artiodactyla, Physeteridae. Gene Ontology annotation, cellular component: spliceosomal complex; SMN complex; nucleus.
CCUGGCGCAUGCGCUGGGUGGGACAGGCGGGGUUGGAAACCAUGGCGUGGGUACCUGCGGAGUCUGCAGUGGAAGAGUUGAUGCCCCGGCUGUUGCCAGUGGAGCCCUGCGACUUGACAGACAGUUUUGAUCCCAACGUACCUCCGAGGACUCCCCAAGAAUACCUAAGGCGGGUCCAGAUCGAAGCAGCUCAAUGUCCAGAUGUUGUGGUAGCUCAAAUUGACCCAAAGAAAUUGAAAAGGAAGCAAAGUGUGAAUGUUUCUCUUUCAGGAUGCCAACCUGCUCCUGAAGGAUAUUCCCCCACUCUUCAGUGGCAACAGCAGCAAGUGGCACAGUUUUCAACUGUUCGGCAGAGUGUGAACAGACAUAGAAGUCACUGGAAAUCACAGCAGUUGGAUAGUAAUGUGACCAUGCCAAAAUCUGAAGAUGAAGAAGGCUGGAAAAAAUUUUGUCUGGGUGAGAGGUUAUGUGCUGAAGGGGCUGUUGGACCAGCUGCAAGUGAAAGUCCUGGAAUCGAUUAUGUACAGAUUGGUUUUCCUCCCUUGCUUAGUAUUGUUAGCAGAAUGAAUCAGGCAACAGUAACUAGUGUCUUGGAAUAUCUGAGUAAUUGGUUUGGAGAAAGAGACUUUACUCCAGAAUUGGGAAGAUGGCUUUAUGCUUUAUUGGCUUGUCUUGAAAAACCUUUAUUACCGGAGGCUCAUUCACUGAUUCGGCAGCUUGCAAGAAGGUGCUCUGAAGUGAGGCUUUUAGUGGACAGCAAAGAUGAUGAGAGGGUUCCUGCUUUGAAUUUGUUAAUCUGCUUGGUUAGCAGGUAUUUUGACCAACGUGACUUAGCUGAUGAGCCAUCCUGAUAAUAGCUGAUCUCUCAGGGAUAGAAGAUAUUUGUAAUGAAGACAGCCUAAGUCUGAGGCAGUGCAAUGCCAGUUCAAGUACAGAUUGCAUCACAUCUUCGGCACUAUGUGAAGCGUCUUCAUUUUAACCUGUGCAACUCAAGUUGAUAUUCAGAAGAUAGAUUGUGUUGGUAUGAGUAUCUGAGGUAUCUUUGAAAGAUGUUACCCAGUUUUUGCUGAACAGUUCAGUUUUCUGUAAUCACAUGCUUUUAAAACAAAUUGAAUGAUUUAUUGGUGAAGCAUCCUGCACAGAAACUGUAUGACGAAAUUGUACAGAGGUCGUUGGUGCUGUUUCAUUGUUUAUUCACGUAUACACAUAUAAAAUUUUAUUGAAAAUGUGUUUUGGUUACUAAAUUUUGUUUGACUAUUUAACAAAACAAAAGACAAUGGAUAAAUGUCCUUAGUAUUAGAAUUAAGAUAAUCUAGAUUAUAUGGCACGUGUAUUCAUAGUCAGCAGCAAAAUUAGUAUAACAUUUUCCCUUUAAGCUCUAUACUUUUAUUUUUAAAUGCUUUCUUUCUUUUUUUUUUUUUUUAUAAAUUUUUUGUUUAUUUUUGGCUGCGUUGGGUCUUCGUUGCUGCGAGUGGGCUUUCUCUAGUUGUGGCAAGCGGGGGCUACUCUUCGUUGCGGUGCGCAGGCUUCUCAUUGCAGUGGCUUCUUUUGUUGUGGAGCAUGGGCUCUAGGUGCACAGGCUUCAGUAGUUGUGGCUCAUGGGCUCUAGAGUGCAGGCUAAGUAGUUGUGGCACACGGGCUUAGUUGCUCUGCUGUAUGUGGGAUCUUCCCAGACCAGGGCUUGAACCCAUGUCCCCUGCAUAGGCAGGCAGAUUCUUAACCACUGUGCCACCAGGGAAGCCCCUAAAUGUCUUCUUGUAUAAACAAAACUUUUUCUUUACAAGUAAUUUUCAGUAGUACCCUAAAAGGUCGACUGUUUUAAUUUUCCUGUCACAUCUUUUAUUCAUAUCACUUACAAUUUAUCUAUUUCUUUUCUUUUUUUUUUUUUUGGCUGUGUUGGAUUUUCAUUGUUGCACGCAGGCCUCCUCUAGUUGUGGCGAGCGGGGGCUACUCUUUGCUGCGGUGCCUGGGCUUCUUGUUGCAAUGGCUUCUCUUGUUGCGGAGCACGGGCUCUAGACGCACGGCUUCAGUAGUUGCAGAACACAGGCUCAGUAGUUGCAGCAUGUGGGCCCUAGAGUGUGCAGGCUUUAGUACUUGAGGCAUGUGGGCUCAGUAGUUGCAGUGUACGGGCUGUAGGGUGCACGUGCUUCAGUAGUUGUGGACUGCGGGCCCUAGAGCACAGGCUCAGUAGUUGUGGCGCAUGGGCUUAUUUGCUCCGCAGCAUGUGGGAUCUUCCCGGAUCAAGGAUCGAACCCGUGUCCCCUGCAUUGACAGGUGGAUUCCUAACCACUGCACCACCAGGGAAGUCCCAGUUUACCUAUUUCUAUAUCAUGUAGGAAUGUUUCCUACUUUAAGCAACAGAAGAUCCAAGUAGCAAUGAUUUUUCAAAUAGGGAUUUAUUUUUCUCUCAUAACAAGAAGUCUAGAGGAACUAGCAUUGGUUCAGUGACUCCACAAUACCAAGGUGUCUGAGAGUCUUUUAGCUUUUCCCUCAUGGUAAGAUGGCCACUGCAGUGCAGAGCAAUGUGUCUGUAUUCAAGACAGGAAAAGGGGGGAAGGAGGCAGAGCCUUCCACAUCUGUUCCUUUUCUCAUAAAAGCAAAACCUUCUCCAGAUAUCCACAGUGGAUUUGUGUUCACCUGUUGGCCAUGAGUGUAUAAAAUUAUUACCUCUAGCCCCAAGAAAAGUGGGGAAAUGAAAUUGUAAGCUUUUCCAGUCUUUCUAAUGGGAGAUGGAAAAGGAAAAGGGGAUUGGGAAUAACUGUUGAUCAGGCAACCAAUAGUUUUUCCGCUAUUUAUGAAAGGAACAGAUGUAAUUUUAUAUUUGAAUCUUUUCUACUAUUAUGUCUUCAAAAAGCUGAUUUUUAAAUGGUAGCCUAGUAGUCUAAGUUGUAUUUUACCAUAAGUUAAACAUUCUCUCAUUGUUGGUUAUCUAAUCUGUUUUCAAUGUUAAUUCAAUAUAGAAAAUGCUACCGUGAAUACCUGUAUGUACAUAACUCUUUCCUUACUUUGACCGUAAGUUCCCAGGAGUUGGGUUGCAAGUCAUGAGUCUAUCAGUUAAUAUUGCAUUUGAAACUUGACUUAAGUGAGGUUUUAAAAAUUAGUGAUUUAUUUUUGUUUCUCAUAAACUGAUCUGGUUUGAGAAAUUCAGGGCUGGUGUAGCAGCUGUCCAAUAUCUUAAAUACCCUAGGCUGCAGCCAGAUUUCUCCUUCAUCAUUGUUAGUGUAUAGCUUUCAUCUUUUUAGUCAUGAUCUGGUUGCUUUAUCUCUUACUUAGAAUCUACAGUCCAGGGAGGAUAAAAAGGUACCACCACUUGUUGUUGUCCUAUCAGGGGAGAAAAGUGUUACAAGAAACCCUCAACUUAUAUUUCAUUUACCAGAGUUAUGACAUUUUCUACUUAUAAAGAAAGCUGGAAAAUAAUUUUUUAGGUGAGCACUCCUACCAAAGAUGGUUCUGUUAGAAAACAGGAGAGAGGGGCUGUUGGGUAGGCAGCCAGCAGUGUCUACCAUAAAGAGUUUAGAUAUCCAACCAAUACCACAAGUAGCCUUGUUAUAGGCUCAUAUUCUUUGCCGAUUUGAUCUUUAGGGGGUGGGGCUAGGGACUGAUAUAAUAAAGGUAAAGUGUCAAUUUAUUGUUUUAACUUAUGUAUAACUCUUCAAUAGCUAGCGGCUGAGCAUGUUCACUACUCACACAGAAGAAUUAACAUUCCUGAGGACUAGAAACAUAAAAAAGAAGGCAAUUUUGCAUGUACAGAAGACAUCUGGUAUAAGAAAUUAUUUGAAUGCAGUUACAUCUCUAUUUUCCAGCAAGCUGUAGGAUCUCUAAUAUUUAACUGAGAAUUUAUUUUUCUAGUAACUCAACUUGGCAUAAGGAUAUUUUUCAGGAAUGUAGAAACAAAAGAUAUUAUAAACCAUUAAUGUAAUCGUAAAUAUGCAGACUACCAAUAUAUCAGUAGCUUUAGGGUUUAUCGAGCCUUUCACAAUUAAAAGUAUCUUCUGAUUUUAAUGAGAAAUUGAAGAGGAAAAUCUUUCCAACUCUUAUCACAGGUAGAAAGCUUUAAAUUCAUUGAGAAAUUACACAUUUUAAAUACGGAAUUUAGAGGUAGUUAUUUUCAAAAUAAUAGCUACCAAAUGGUAGUUUAAUCAGGUCUGUGCAAGCAUGGACCAAGUAAAUUAGAUUGCACCUGUAUUUGUUUUCAUGUAAAAGAUUCAUUACUUCUUUUGGGCAGGAGGACAUUAUGCAUUUAUUAAAGUUGUAUUCAUUUCUCCUUUUAAAAAUAAGAUUAUUUCAUCUGUGUCUCUUAGCAGAAUAAGGCAGUUAGAGGCCAAAUUAGAUGAAAAGUGGUUCAGGUUAUUGGUUUUGCCACCUGGGGACAAAGAUAUAAAAACGUGUUAGAAAUUAUUGAGAAAGAUCAAGUUGACCUGUGUCCAUUUUAAGAUUAUAUUUUCUUAUACAUAUUACCAAAUUCCCACCAGAUUUUUAAAAAUAAUGUUUCCUAAAUAAUAUGCCUUAGAAUAUUGAUUUAUGUGAACUUUAGUGUUUCUUGAAAAAAUGGUACUUUAAUCAAAUACUAGAUUAAACAAAAUUAAGCUGAUUAUUGAUUUUUCAGAACUUGUAACAUGCCAUUCAUGUGCAUUAAAUAAAGUUGACAAAGGAGGAUGAAUAAAAUGCAUCUGAUCACAGUACUCAUUUUUCAAAGAGCACUUUGAAAAACUUUAGUAGGUUCUAUCCAGUUUCUUUAACUUUGCUGACCCCAAAAUUUGUGCCAAUCCCAGUUUCUGUAAUCAGUUUGGUGCUCACCCAGGCCUGAGUUGAACUCCCAUCCUACACCUGUAUUCUAGUAGGACUCAGAAAACAAUUCACUAUGUAACCUUGGCUCUAGGAUUUUGUUUCCCUUUAGUCAUUGUGUGUUGGGUUCUGCUGUGGACUUAAUAUUUGUGUUCCCCCAAAAUGCCUAUGUUCAUAUCCUAACCCUCAAGGUGAUAGUAGUAGGAGGCAGAGCCUUUGGGAAGUGAUUAUUCGGUCAUGAGGGCAGAGCCCUCCUGCCUUUCUAGAAGAGACCUCAGAGAGUUAGCUAGUUCCGUUCUGCGAAGUGAGGACACAGUCAAAAGACAUCUGUCUGUGAACCAAGAAGCAGGCCCUCACCAGACACCAAAUCUACAGGCGCCUUGAUCUUGGACUUCCCAGCCUCCAGAACUGUGAGAAAUACAUUUCUGUGUUUCAUAAACUGACCAAUCUGUGGUAUUCUGUUAUAGCAGCCCAAAUGGACCAAGGCAGGUUCUGAUGACAUCUCCAGGCUUAAAUUCCCUUAAUGAGGUUUGACUGGUAGACACAGGGGAUUGAACUAUGUCAUUAUGGUUAGCAUAGGCCACUGACUAAACAGUUUAUAAAUGCUGUCCUCAUAGUUUGUCAUUCGUACAGUGUAGUUUUUACUUUUGAAACAUACAUCUGCUCUUCAACACAAGUUUACUAU